Messenger RNA from Juglans regia (Persian walnut), 375 nucleotides. RefSeq names its product CLAVATA3/ESR (CLE)-related protein TDIF-like. The transcript has a single exon. Gene Ontology annotation, molecular function: receptor serine/threonine kinase binding. The coding region runs from base 1 to 375 and encodes 124 amino acids. Gene Ontology annotation, biological process: xylem development. Gene Ontology annotation, cellular component: apoplast. Lineage: Eukaryota; Viridiplantae; Streptophyta; Magnoliopsida; Fagales; Juglandaceae. The record is from RefSeq and is a predicted model, not a curated record.
AUGGCUACUGAUAACAUUAAUGUCUCUCCCUAUCUUAACUUUCUCGCCGGCCUCUUCUUCAUUCUGUUACUUAUCUCUGAUACCACUGUGGCUGACAUGAAACAUAGCUUCCCACCUCUUACCUCCUUUAGAGAUGGAGCCAUGAAGAGAAACACCAUGGGAUUUUCUUCAAGAAAACAUGGCGUUGGCAAGUCAAAGACCGAUUCGACAUGCGAAAGUGUAUCGACAGCCAUCCAUGAUGUCCGUUCAUCGGGUCCAAGGAGGGGUAGGUUCCAAUUCCAAGCUAGCAGAUCGCCAUUGCCGUGGCAAGAAAAGACCUUCUAUGCCGGUGAACAUGAAGUUCCAAGUGGUCCAAAUCCCAUUUCGAAUAGGUAA